GGAACAAGAAAAAAUCCUCUUAUAUUUGAAGACAACAUUUAUGGUGAAAUUGUCAUUGAUCAUCCAUUGAUUAUAAAAAUUGUAAAAACACGUCAAUUUCAAAGACUAAAAGAUAUCACACAAUUAGGUUUGACGUAUCAAAAUAUAGCAAAUUAUUCAAGACUUCAACACAGUAUUGGAAUGUAUUUUCUUGCUGGAGAAUAUGUUAAGCAGCUUCAAAGGAGACAACCUGAGCUGGAUAUUACUGAUUCUGAUGUUUUGUGUGUACAAAUUGCUGCUCUUUGCUUUAACCUGGGUUAUGGGCCUUUCUCUUAUACUUUUGAAUUGUUUUUGGAUGAAAUAUACAAAGAAGAACAGAUUCAAAGGCCUUGGAGUAAUGUUUCUAAAGCAUCAGUUUUGAUGUUUGAAUAUAUGCUACAAGAUAAUGAAGAUUUAAUGGCUUCUUUUAAAAGAUAUUUUGAUAAUCCUAAAGAAGAUACCAAUACAUGUAUUACCUUCAUCAAAGACCUUAUGAGAGAAAAAAGGAAAGCACAGCUUGAUGAGCUUAUUGAAGACAAAGAAUUUUUAUCAUAUUGAAUGAAAGUCAAAUGAAUGUCAAAGUAAUCGAUUACACAACAAGAGAUGCUGCAGUAUUGGGAACUAAAAUCAAUUUCAAUUGG
Molecule: messenger RNA, 659 nt
Organism: Amphimedon queenslandica
Lineage: Eukaryota; Metazoa; Porifera; Demospongiae; Haplosclerida; Niphatidae
Product: deoxynucleoside triphosphate triphosphohydrolase SAMHD1-like
Exons: 7
Coding region: 181-576 (131 amino acids)
Biological process (GO): dGTP catabolic process
Cellular component (GO): nucleus
Molecular function (GO): dGTPase activity
Source: RefSeq, a predicted model, not a curated record